UAGCAGAUGGACCCACCGACCCACCCCCCGACGGCGGCUACGGCUGGCUGGUUGUGAUUGGCUGCUUUAUCAUGCACGUGAUCCUGGGCGGGCUGGACCGCAGUGAAGGCGUCUUCUUCCUCCUGCUGCUCGACACGUUUGGCCAGAGCGCGCUGUUGACAGCCUGGCCCGGGGCCAUCGUCUGCACGCUGCAGCUGGUCAUGGGGCCGGUGGCCAACGCCUUCUGUAGCAGGUACAGCGUCAGGACGGGCGUGCUGCUGGGGGGUUGUCUGAUGUCACUAGCUCUCCUCCUCAACUGUUUCGCCACCAACAUCUACUUCCUCUUUUUCUCGCACGCCCUUCUGGGCGGGGUCGGCAGGGGGUUGGUCUACGCCCCUGGCCUGAUCAUCGUAGGCAUGUACUUCGAUAAGAGGGUGGGGCUGGCAUCCGGCCUGGGGACAUCCGGUGUUGGAAUUGGAACGUUCCUGUUGGUUCCUCUAGUGCAGGUCAUGGCUCAGGGCUAUGGCUUUAUCGGGACCUUUCUGCUCAUUGGUGGUUUCAGUGCUAAUACGUUAGUGGCGGGGAUGUUGUUUCGGCCUUUAAGUUUACAUCACAAGUUCACCAGAGCCCACAAGAGAAAAUCACAAGACGAUGGACACAAAUCUGCCACUACUAAGACGAUCAGGAACAAGGACUUUGACGCGGUUUGUGAACUCACUGAAGGCAAAAACCUGAAGGCGAGAACUUGUCAGUGUAUGACGUCAUCGUUUAGUAUUUGUUUCCCAAUAGAAACAAGCUCAAAAUCGUCAAAUGACAAGAAAAAACUGUUUCAUUUUUACUUGCUGAAGGAGCCGCCAUUUUUGUUGUUUUGUAUCAGCAUCUGGCUCUUCGCCAUGGCCUUUAGAACAGCCUUCACCUUCAUGCCGGCUCUCAUCAAAUCGAAAGGAAUACCAGAACCGGAAGCGGCCAUGGCUUUAUCUGUUGCCGGCAUCGUGGACACGGUGGGGCGUGUCUUGGCUGGAUUCCUAUUGGACACGUCCUUGCUCCGCCCCUUUCGGCCUUACCUGUACAACCUCGUCAUCUUCGCCCUGGCCGGCAUCGCCUUCCUGCUGCCGUCCUUGUCCGGCAUCGUGCCGUACUGUGCCGCCUGUGGGGUGUACGGCCUGCUCUCCGGUGCCUACAUCUCCCAGAAGUCUGUCAUCCUCAAAGACAUCCUAGACCCGGGCCACAUGGCCAACUCCUUCGGGAUUUUAAUUGUGUUCCAGGGUUUAGGGAACCUCCUGGGGCCACCGUUUGCUGGGGCCAUGAAGGACAACCUCGGCGGCUAUGACGAAGCUUUCUACCUGGGGGGUGGUCUGCUACUGAUGUCAGGGCUGCUCAUGUCCAUCAGCAACGUCAUGUUGGCAGUGGGGCGGAGACAGGGCAAACACAAACAGAAACAUUGAACCCUGUAGAGAGUACGGCGUUGUGGCUUGGGGUACCAGCAUUUCACGCAACAAUUCAGCGUGGUGUCAUCUUCACUGCCCGGCACCUCUGCUGGGGUAUAGGCCGCCAACCAGAUCUCCAGAGUCCUCUGUCCUGCAGGGGUAUGGGCCGCCAACCAAAGAUCUCCAGAGUCCUCUGUCCUGCUGGGGUAUAGGCCGCCAACCAGAUCUCCAGAGUCCUCUGUCCUGCAGGGGUAUGGGCCGCCACCCAAAGAUCUCCAGAGUCCUCUGUCCUGCUGGGGUAUGGGCCGCCAACCAACGAUCUCCAGAGUCCUCUGCCAUAUUCUCAUCCUGGCUCCAGAUGACGCCCAUCUUUAGUCUGAGCUUCCAGGUCCCGUCGCCAGAUGUUUCUUGGUCGACCUGUUUUGUACUUACCCUAUUGGUUCCCCCACACUGUCAGCCUAGUGGUAUAGGUUAGCGGUGUGCGCCGUGAUGAGCGUGCUGUGGUAGCUCAGUCAUGGAGCUGUGUGCCCAAACCACGACCAAACAGCCCGACAAACACGGAGCUCUUAUGUGUCGUGAAUGCUCACAGCGUACACAUCAGAGUUGUCCACUCCUUUACACCGAUACCUCACCGUAAACGCUAACAAGUAUUCGUGUUCCUAUUUCUAAGUGAGUUCUUCUGGAGUUACUUAUCCUGAUUUAUGUUCUCAACCUAUUCGCAAGCUGGGAUUGUGAAACGGCUGACAUUUUUAGUUUUUAUGUGGGUGU
Messenger RNA from Physella acuta, 2174 nucleotides. RefSeq names its product monocarboxylate transporter 12. Gene Ontology annotation, molecular function: monocarboxylic acid transmembrane transporter activity. The record is from RefSeq and is a predicted model, not a curated record. Gene Ontology annotation, biological process: monocarboxylic acid transport; transmembrane transport. Lineage: Eukaryota; Metazoa; Mollusca; Gastropoda; Physidae.